Messenger RNA from Odobenus rosmarus divergens (Pacific walrus), 762 nucleotides. It is a transcript of the gene CDCA5, whose product is annotated as cell division cycle associated 5. The record is from RefSeq and is a predicted model, not a curated record. Bases 1 to 762 code for a protein of 253 amino acids. The transcript has 6 exons. Lineage: Eukaryota; Metazoa; Chordata; Mammalia; Carnivora; Odobenidae.
AUGUCCGAGAGGCGAACGCGGUCCGGAGGGUCCGCCCAGCGCUCUGGGCCCGGGGCCCCAUCUCCUACUCAGUCUCGGCGGAGGUCCCAGCGGAAAUCAGGCCCUGAUCUCCCGAGCACCCUCCCUGAAAUCUGGCCCAAGGCACCCCAUGCGGCUCCAGUCAGAAAGCCCAUCGUUUUGAAGAAGAUCGUAGCCCAACCUGUAGAGAUCCCGCCUGUCCACACACCUCGAAGGAGCCCAAGGAUUGCUUUUUUCUUGGAGAAGGAAAACAACCCUCCUAGCAAGGAGCCUGCUAAGGAGGAUCUCUUCAAGGCAUGUAAUAUACCCGUCACCCCCACCACCACUCCGGUGCUCUACCCACUGAAUGUUGAGUCCAACUUCAGGGAAGAAGAGCUGGACGCCAGAGACUUGGAAAUGUCUAAGAAGGUCAGGCGAUCCUACAGCCGGCUGGAGACCUUCGGCUCCGCCUCCACCUCCACCCCAGGCCGCCGGUCUUGCUUUGGUUUCGAGGGGCUGCUGGGGUCAGAAGACUUGGCCCGAGUCUCGCCUGUGGUGUGUUCCAAGUUAACCGAAGCCCCCAGGGUCCCUGUGAAGCCCUGGGCCCCAGAUACAACUCUCCCCGGGAUCUCCCCACCGGCCGUGAAAGAGAAGCGCAAGAAGAGAAAGGUGCCUGAGAUCCUGAAAUCGGAGCUGGAUGAAUGGGCUGCGGCCAUGAAUGCGGAGUUUGAAGCUGCUGAGCAGUUUGAUCUCCUGGUUGAAUGA